ACAGCUUUUAGGCCUUAAUUUUAUUCUUAAAACACUGAGUUGCUUAACAAAAAUUGUUCGGUGUAAUAAAGUGACUAAUCACCUGAAUAAGCAAACUUCCGGUGUCAGUGAGUGCUGUGCACCGAAAUGGACGAAAUCGACACUGUUUGUUAAAGAGAACAAGUGCAUUUAAAUUGUUUAAAACAUAGGGUUGAAUAAUAAUACAAUUCCACCGUACACGGUUGUACACAGGUCAUUAAGGGCCACCUGUAUGCAGAACAGACGUACCACAUGCAAAGUGAGUUACAACAAGACCCCCACAAGUAUGCCACUGUGGGGGUUGCUGCAAGAGUAGGGGAUCUCAUGGGCUUGCAAGAAAUGGUCUGGCAUGGAAGACCUAUUGAUGUCUUUGACAACAGAGGAUGGAGCCCUCUCCAUGAGGCAGCCUACCAUGGAAACACUGGUUGUUUGGAAUUUCUUUUGAGACAGCCUGGUGUUGAUCCAGAUUGGACCACACACGCUAAAGAGACACCCCUGAUACUAGCAGCAAGACAGGGUCAACAUGAUGCUUUGAUUUCACUCAUCAAUGCCAGGGCUGAUGUUGAUUUUGCUACUAAUGAGGGAUACACACCUUUGUGGGAGGCUUUAAAUUCUGGGAAUUUCCAAUGUUUUCGAUCUCUCAUUAAGAAAGAUGCAGAUGUGAAUGCUAGAAUUUAUACUGGAUACUCCGCUUUACACCUAGCAGCUGAAAAAGGAUACACUAAUUUUGUAAAUCUUUUAUUACAGCACGAUGCCGAGCUGGAUGUUUAUGCUGAUCAUAACCUGUCACCACUUUUCUUAGCUGCACACAAGGGACACACAGACUGUGUGAAAAUUUUAAUCAAAGUUGCCAAAGACAGAGGUGUUAUGCAUAUUGUCAAUGCUGCAGCCUCAGAUAACGCCACACCUUUGCUGAUAGCAGCACAGGAGGGCCACGCAGCUAUUGUUGCUAUUCUCUUGCACUAUGGUGCCGAUGCUAACAUAGCAGCAGAUGGGGACCAUGCUGUAGCUCUGCAGUAUGCUGUAUGCAAUGGCCACCAAAGAUGUGUUGAGCUGCUUUUACCAUACACUGACAUGGCAGCCUUUGACCGAGGGAACUUUGACAACAUGCAUCCCCUGGUGCAGGCACUGAAACACCAAGACACCGCAAUCCUUCGCCUGCUGCACGAGCACCUCACCAUCACCCGCAUCACCAACAUCCCCGCUUACCUUAGCCUAGAACUUGGACAUCUAGUGGGUGCACUCAUACCCGCUAGAACAUGUUCCCUCUUGUGUCUCAUUGAUUCUGACUGGCCUGUGUGUGGAGCUGAGUAUCUGCUGAAGCAUGGGGUAUCCCCUAAUGCAUUAGACACUGAGGACGAGCUGGCUCCGUUGUUGGUGGCCCUAUGGACCAAUAAUGUUCCACUGUUUCAACUGUUGCUGCGCCAUGGGAGUUCACCCAACAUCUACCAUAAAAAUGUCACUGGAAAUGUUGCUAUGCUGCUUGCGUUCCAGAAGGAUCUGGAGAGAGACCUUACAGCGAUGAUUGUGCGCAAUUCCAGACAGCCAAAUUUCCAGAUCUUCUACAUUUGGCAGCUAUUUUUAGCAGGGGCGGAGUCUCAUUCGUUAUUUGACAUAAGUGAUCCCUUGAACGGGGACAACCCUAGCAGCCCAGCCAUCACAAACUUGUUUGGUCUCAUGUUUUAUAUGUUCCACCGUAAGGAGAAUCUUGUUCCCGUACUGGCCUUACUCAUGUGUAUUAGCGAUCAUGCUAGCCUUCCUCGCCAUAUCUUCUCACAGUUUGAACCUAGUCAGCGAAAGGUCCUGCAAAACAUUUCUGAAAAAACCAACUUGCUGGCACAUAGAUGCCGGAGGGUGGUUGUCCACAAGCUGGGUAAAGAGAACAGGUACUGUCGUUCUGCAAUGGAGAAGCUGAGAAUCCCAUCUGUGCUGCAUGACUAUCUGAUGUUCUCUGAGCUGGAGCCCCCCCUGCAGGACAUGAUACUCAAGUUUAUCACAGUAACCCCUGACGACGAUGGGGAACAGCAAGCACACUGAGAUCAAAGCUUCUUUUUUUUUAUUGUUGAUAAAUUAUGGAAAUUCAGUUCAUUGAUGUUACAGUAAUUUAUAUUUGAUAUUAUACUUAAUUUUAUAUAGCAGACUACAGUUUAUAGGUUUGAAUGAAUGAAGUUCAGGUCACAGAUACAUCAGAUCCCCUAAAAUCCCAAAUGUAUUUAAUAAAUUAUGAUCUUCUGUAAAAAUAAUUACAGCAACUAUGUUAAUUUUCCCAUUGCUUUGAAAAUGAAGACUUGAUUCUAUUCAGAUUAGUUUAACAUGCUGACACAAACAAAAUGGAUCUUUCUAUUGCUCCCCCUUUCAACCACUCACUUCUUACAUUCUAUUAUACAUCUAGUAUUGUUAAUAAACAUGUAUUAUGUUGUGUUUUUUUUAAAUAGGUGUAUAGAUCUAUGUCUAUUCUUUUCUCAUAAUUUGCUUUAUUUCACUCAUUGUGCAUAUAUUAUAUUUUCCAAUCACGGCUUUAAUUUCUUCUACUAUAGGAACAUUGUAGAUGGAUUUCUGUUUUCUUUCUAAAAAUGCCUUUAAAGUUUUAAUGCUAGCCUCUUGUCAAGCUACCUGAGUAUAGCAUUUUGUAUCACAGUUGUCUAGUGAUAUUUUUUUUCUAACAGUAGUGAUGACCCUUGAAAUAAUAUUGUUUUGUUCCCUUUGGUAACAGAGUGGCUGUUGACACAGUCACUUUUAACUUUCUUCUCUAAUGUUUCUCUACCAGAAGCUCGUGCUCUCUAGCUUUUGUCAUAAGGUGCAUUUCAUAAUUCGCGCACCUUCUGGCAUUCCAUGAACCAGUUUGGUUUUGUUGUUUGGUGAUUUUUUUUGUGUGUAACCACUAAUUUCUUGCCAAUAGUUUCCUUGUGGCUUUCAUUACUGUCAUUCACAUAGAGCAUCUUGCUCUAGUGGUCUUUUAGGUUUUGUUGCUGUUACUGAUGCAUGCAGUAGUUGGGGUUCUGUGCUUGACCUCUGAACCCCAACCUUUAAAUAUCCAGCUAUGUUUGGACAAAAUUUAACAGUGGUGUUUGAAUAGCCCUAGAUGUAUUCAGGUUCUGAUAUUUGGUGUAUUUGGAUGGAAUCUAAAGCUGGAUCAACGUAAUUUGGAAAACACUAAAUUUUUGCUAAAAAAAAAACUUUUAAAUAGAUGCUACAUUGUCUCCUCUACCAUAAUACUUCAGCCUAGUUUUAAGAUAAUUAGUUGCAGAACUUUACUAUAUAAAAAGAUAAAACUAGUGGCUGUUGUAUGUAACGUUGAUUGAAACAUUUUAACAAUAGGAUUUAAUAUUCCAUUCAUUGUGGUUAUUUUUUCAUUUAUUUAUUCACAAAACAGUCAUUUUUAGCCAUAAGAUAAUAUAUACAUGUAUAUAUUUUGGUUUCAUAAAAUUGAAGUUUGCUAUAUUUGGACAGCUGUAAAUGGACAUAACUCUGAAUCCUACUGAGACAAAAUUUAGUACAAGAGCGAGACCUAUGUUCUUUGUACAUACACGUACUGACCAUCUGUACAUGCUAUGCAUGUGAAAACAUGGCCAGAUUUUUUUUAUACAACUGUCAUAGAAAACAAGCUGAAUGUAAAGUUUACUUGUGAGCAUCAUGUUUUGUGAUAAUAUAUGGUGUGAUUGUAGAACUCAUGCGGUGUUGUUUUUUUUAUAAUAAUCUGGACAAAAAUAUUCUCUAAACUGUUCCCAUUUGGGGAAUUGUAAAAUACUGCAUUUAAUUACAGAAACACCAUGUGGCCAUGUCAUCAGUUGCAUUUUACUGGUUUUCUCAAAAUUGUAGGAUAAUUUUUUUUUUUAAAUUAUUGGAAAAAGUAGUUUUUAGCUGUAAGAUUUAAAAAAUUAAGUAAGUUACAAUAAGAAAAACAAUGUAUUUAUUUAGUUGAAAGUGAGAAGUAAUUUAAGUUCCAAUUAGUGGUUUUGGGUAACUGAUAGUGUUUUAAUGCGGUUCUGAUAAUUUCAGAAUAUUUAAAGCAAUCAACUGGCAUCAGUUCAUUACAAAUAUUAUUUUGUUGUACUUUGUUUUUUUACUAUAAGAUUCCUUUGGUUAGCAAUUUGCAAUAGACUAUGUACAAAACUGGUGUGAUUUGUAGAGUCAGUAGUAAACAUCCAGCCAGCAAUAUAUCUAUGUAGAUAGUUUGUUUACUGUAUACUGCAAACUACUGUUUUAACCUUUGUUAUUUAUAAAAAGGAAUAGUUUUAUUUCCUCUUUGGAAGAAAGGGAUUUGAUUUUUGUUGUCACAGCCAUGAUAUUUAUAAUUGAAUGAAUGAAUCAACUUUCCUGCUAGUAACUUCUCUGUAAGGAGGUUAAAUUGAAUUGUAUUUAUUAUCCAUGUUGCUGAAAUAUUGCAAUAUGUUUUUUUUUGUUCAUAUUAUUCAUAGAUGCACCAAAAUCAAAAACAUGUUUGAUACUAUGGACUAUAAAUAGUUAUACUGCUCUAUUUUAGAAUUGAAAGAAAUAUCCACUUGAUUAAAACGUAAAGAAGAUACAUCUGUUAAGUAUUUAUACAUCAGCUUACUUAAAGCUAAUUAGCUGAGCAACCAUGCAAUUAGCAAUUUAAAAAAAAAAUCAAUUUGCUCCUUUUUUUAAAGUUAUGAUACUUUAAGGGGAUUAAUUUCUUAAAAUUUUGUUGUUUGAUUACUCUCCACACUAAAGCAUUAUAAACUUUUCUGUUAUUUUAUUAUUUUAAGAAACACUGCUAAUAUUAAGCUUUAUUUUCUAAUGCCAUAUUUUAAGGUAUCAGAGCAAGCACUUACUUGUCAUAUUUUUUUCUCUAAUUUUACCUGAUAGGUAAAGUUUCAGGGUAAAAGAAAUUUUUUAUGUAUGUUUAAAUAUGAUUUGAUUUGUUCUCAGUAUUGACAGCAAAAUUUAGCUUUUUAAAUUAUAUUUAUGAAAUGGAUUUGCUGUUUUGAAUUCAGUUACUAUAUUAAUUUCUUACUGAGAAUGUUUGCCAACAUCUCUAUAAAUUAACAGUUCUCUGUUGUGUUUAAUUUGGUGCACUUUCACCUUUCUUCUGCUACAUUGAUGUUAAUUUUUAAAUAGUAAUACUAAAUAGGAAUCGUUAGAUUUAAAAAAAAAUUGUUUCUUUUUAAAAUGUCUUAUAACCUCAAAUUUAAAAAAAAAAAAGAAGGAAUAUAUUUUUUGAUUGUUUUAUCUUUAAUAUGGCAAAAGAAAAAUUGAGACAUUCCACUAAUGACAGAUUGAAGGAGUAAGGGUUAAUAAGUACAAAUGUUCUUGAGGUAUUUUCAAAUCUUUUAUUCUGGUUUAUGGAUUGAGUAUGUGAUUCUCUCAGAAGGAUCGCUCUAUUUUCCUUAAGGGACUAAUCAUAUAUUUGAGUGGUUUGGUGUAGAUUCCUGUGAGUGGAAAUAAAGCAGAACAACUAGCAGCAACUCUUAUAAAAAUUACUACUUAGUCUAACAUUAAUUCUCAAGUAUAAUUAUAUUUUUUUUAAUAUAUUAAUACUUUUAAUUUUUUUUUUACCAUUUCUGUGUGUAUAUAGUAAUACAAAAUUGAGGUUAAAGGUAUUAGUUUUUAUGCAAUUAAAAUGUAAUUAAUCAGAUGUGAAAAAGGUGGCAAAAUUUUUUUUGCAUACACUUUGAUGUUUUGUUUCUUAAUUAUGUUAAAAUUAUUUUCUUAAAGUGUAAUUCAUGCAAGUAUGUUAUGAAAUCAUCUUUAAAGUGAUGUGUUCUCCUUCAGUAAUUAAACAUGCUACAAAAAAUCUGAAGAAAUACGCCUGGUUACAGAUUUGUAAAAUACCCUAUUUUUUUUCUGUGUACAGUUUUUCUGUAUGAACUUCAAUGCUGGCUAUUAAAUAAUAAUAUUAUUAAUUUGUUCUUUUGAAAAAUCAAAUGGGUUACUUUAAUACAAAUUUCAAGGCAUUUAAAAAAAUCUUGUGUUAAAAUUUUUUUGUAAUCCAAUCCAGGAAUAUGCAUAUGUGAAACUUAGAUAUUGAGUACUAAAGAAUAGCAGAGUUAAAAAACUUUCACAAAGACAAGAGGCUGUUGUAUCACAUCCCUAACAUAAAUUAUCAAGAUAACCUUAGAAAUCAAAUGUCAAAUAAAAAUAGUAUUAGUAUUGCAUCCAUGUGAAAGGAGUUUUUUUAAACAGAUAAUUUUAGUAUAGUAUCUUUAAAAAUGAUAAACAUAUAAUUUUCAGACAGUUUAAUUUUAAUUUGUGUGGUCAAAUGCUAUGUC
This is a messenger RNA of Physella acuta, 6248 nucleotides long. Its product is annotated as ankyrin repeat and SOCS box protein 2. NCBI's taxonomy places the organism in Eukaryota, Metazoa, Mollusca, Gastropoda, Physidae. The record is from RefSeq and is a predicted model, not a curated record. Gene Ontology annotation, cellular component: cytoplasm. Gene Ontology annotation, molecular function: protein binding.